UUGAAAAUGGACGAGCUAGAUAAAGAACAGAUUUCAAUGCUAAAAUCAACCUUCGAUGCGUUUGACGUUGACAGAAAAGGAUAUAUCGAAGCUGAUAUGAUUGGGACCAUAAUAGAAAUGUUAGGUACUGGAGUAGGUACCGAAGAUAUAGACAAAAUAAUCGAAGAAAUAGAUGAAGACGGCAAUGGUGAGGUGAGCUUUGAGGAAUUCGCAAAGUUAGCUGCACGUUUUUUAGUUGAAGAAGAUGAAGAUACGGAGGCAAUUCAGCUGGAAUUGAAAGGAGCAUUUCGGCUUUAUGACAGAGACGGUAAUGGAUUCAUAACUAUUGAGGUAUUAAGAGAAAUUCUACGAGAACUGGACGAGAAAUUGACAGAAGAUGAUCUGGACAAUAUGAUUGAUGAAAUAGAUGCUGACGGAUCUGGUACGGUCGAUUGGGAAGAAUUCAAAGCCGUUAUGAUUGGUUGA
Messenger RNA from Diorhabda sublineata, 465 nucleotides. Its product is annotated as troponin C, isoallergen Bla g 6.0201-like. The transcript is spliced from 6 exons. Gene Ontology annotation, molecular function: calcium ion binding; enzyme regulator activity. Lineage: Eukaryota; Metazoa; Arthropoda; Insecta; Coleoptera; Chrysomelidae. The record is from RefSeq and is a predicted model, not a curated record. Bases 7 to 465 code for a protein of 152 amino acids.